Pocillopora verrucosa is the source of this 837-nucleotide messenger RNA. Lineage: Eukaryota; Metazoa; Cnidaria; Anthozoa; Scleractinia; Pocilloporidae. The record is from RefSeq and is a predicted model, not a curated record.
AUGAUAAGUUUGUGCACUGAAUGGAGAGCUUGUGAGGGCCGGGAACAGGGCCACAGCUACAACAUCAGGCGAAGGCGACCAAAUGCUGUUGACUGGCAGUGUACUAUUAGACGAAAGGUAAAUCCAUGUAGAGCGGCUCUUAUAGAGCGCAACGGUGGCUCAUUCCAGAUCGGAGCACACGCACACAACCAUCCCGCAGACGUCGGCGCAGCAGUCUCAGCCACUAUCUCAGCCAAAGUCAAAGCGAUCGCCGCCGAGAACAUCUUCCGACCAGCGUCGAGUAUCGUCGAGGAGAUACUUCUACAAGAGCUGACUGAUGCUCCCUGCCCGAGUCUACCCAAACCUGAAUACAUCGCCAGGACUGCCGACCGGUUCCGCCAACGCCUGAGGCCAAAAGACCCAACAGACUUAGCCUUCGAGUUAGAGCACGACCACCUCCCGGCUGGCUUCUUCCGCGCCGAUGUUCAAGUACAUGGCCGUCGCCACUUGAUGUUUGCCACAGAACAGCAACUACAGUACCUCGCCCGAGCAAAGAACUGGUACGUGGACGGCACCUUCAAACUCUGCAGACCUCCCUUCACCCAGCUCCUCACCGUGAACGCCUUCGUAAAACAGGAUGAUCACGCCAAGCAGGUGCCCCUCCUGUUCGUCGUAAUGUCGGGGAAGAACAAGAAGGACUACCGAAAGGUCUUCAAACAGCUGCUCGAGAUACUUCCAACAGCGCCUGCAGUGAAGCGGAUAACCCUCGACUGUAAGAGGGGAGAAUUAACAGUCAGAUCUUGGGAGUUAUGGGUUAAAGAUCCUUAUACACCUACAGCGCUUGGAACAAACUUUUAA